GUAUACCCACCAGUAAGCUAGUGGUAGAUUUCACAACGGCCGACAUUUUCACAAGAAGUAACCGGUUUAUUCGCCGCCCAAAAAAAAGAAUAGAACACAUCUUUGGACUUACAGGAAGACUCGCGUCCUAUUACUGGAUCUAAUACUCUUUGAGGUCGUAUGCGGGCGACAACUAGUCCCGAUCGAGGGGUUUCCGACGUCCGACCGGACGGAGAGACGCUCUCCGCCUCGGGUUCACCGGGGUUUUAAAGGACUCUCCAGGGGCGAAGAAGAAGAAGUGUUAGAAAAAUACAAAACGGCGAAAGACAUUUCCGGACGUUAUCGUUCGGCGGUGACGGUUACACGUGACGGAUAUUAAGCUUUUUGUUUCUGGAUACUAUUUUUAUUUGUUUUACCUGUGAAGAAGAGAGAGAGAGAGGGGAGGAAUCAGCCCAGACAAAGGUACAAAGGAGAGGCCGACCGAGAGGAGGAGGGGGGGGGAUACAUCCAGCGGCCGGGCUCCGAGAGUGCGCCUCGCAGCCGAGGAACAGGGCUUUGUCCGCCGCCAUCCUGCGUACAGAGGGGAGGGGUGGCGGUGAUUUACCGCACCUUCACCGGGAUUAAGGAAGCAAAAAGGAGAGCGGAAAAAAGACGCCGAAUUCACUCGUGCAAAGGACGCGACAUGUAUCCACAAGGCCGGCAUCCGGCACCUCACCAGCCAGGGCAGCCUGGCUUCAAGUUCACUGUGGCGGAGUCCUGUGACAGGAUCAAAGACGAAUUUCAGUUCCUGCAGGCUCAGUACCACAGUCUAAAGGUGGAGUACGAUAAGCUGGCCAAUGAAAAGACGGAGAUGCAGCGUCACUAUGUCAUGUACUAUGAGAUGUCCUAUGGGCUCAACAUUGAGAUGCACAAACAGACUGAGAUCGCCAAACGUCUCAAUGCAAUUCUGGCUCAGAUCAUGCCGUUCUUAUCACAAGAGCAUCAACAGCAGGUGGCUCAGGCUGUUGAGCGGGCCAAGCAGGUCACGAUGACUGAGCUGAAUGCGAUCAUCGGGGUACGUGGACUUCCCAAUCUGCCUCUCACUCAGCAGCAGCCGCCUCAUAGUGUCUACCCAGCCUUCAUGCAGCAGCAGCUCCAGGCUCAGCAUCUCUCUCACGCCGCCCACGGCCCCCAGGUGCAGCUGCCCCCCCACCCCUCCGGCCUGCAGCCGCCCGGCAUGCCCCCCGUGACGGGCGCCGGCUCCGGCCUGCUGGCUCUGGGCGCUCUUGGCAGCCAGGCCCACCUGCCUGUGAAGGAUGAGAAGAACCACCACGACCUGGAGCACCGAGAGCGUGAGUCGAGCACGAACAACUCGGUGUCGCCAUCGGACAGCCUGCGGGCAGCGAGUGAGAAGCACCGCGGCUCUUCAGAUUACAGCCUCGACUCCAAGAAACGUAAAGUGGACGACAAAGACAGCAUGGGCCGAUAUGACAGCGACGGAGACAAAAGUGACGACUUGGUGGUGGACGUCUCCAACGAGGACCCGGCCACCCCGCGAGUCAGCCCCGCCCACUCUCCUCCAGAAAACGGCCUGGAUAAAUCCAGAGUCCUGAAGAAGGACGCCGCCCCCAACAGCCCCGCCUCCGUCGCCUCCUCGGGCAGCACGCCAUCCUCCAAAGCGAAGGACCACGCCCACAAUGACAAGUCGUCCACGCCCAGCCUGAAGUCCAACACGCCGACUCCGAGGAACGAGGCUCCGACGGCGGGGACCAGCACCACUCCGGGACUACGGCCUCUCACGAUGGGCAAACCACCCGGCUUGGAGGCACUGGCGGCCCCGGCCCUGCGUACGCCUCUCUCCAUCGCCGGCUCCUACGCCUCCCCGUUUGCGAUGAUGGGUCAUCACGAGAUGAACGGAUCCCUGACCAGCCCGGGCGUCUAUCCGGGUCUCAUUUCACCGCAGAUGAGCGCCGCCGCCGCCGCCGUCGCCUACGGACGCUCGCCAAUUGCGGGGUUUGACCCUCAUUCCCACAUGAGAGCGCCGGGCCUGCCAGCCAGCCUCACGUCCAUUUCUGGAGGGAAACCAGCGUAUUCUUUUCACGUGAGCGCCGAUGGUCAGAUGCAGCCGGUGCCCUUCCCUCCAGACGCACUGAUUGGCCCGGGCAUCCCGCGUCACGCUCGCCAGAUCAACACGUUGAGCCACGGGGAAGUGGUGUGCGCCGUGACCAUCAGCAACCCCACGCGUCACGUCUACACCGGCGGCAAGGGCUGUGUCAAGAUCUGGGACAUCAGCCAGCCCGGCAGCAAGAGCCCCGUGUCCCAACUCGACUGCCUGAACAGGGACAACUACAUCCGCUCCUGCAAGCUCCUGCCUGACGGCCGCACCCUGAUCGUGGGCGGCGAGGCCAGCACGCUGACCAUCUGGGACCUGGCCUCGCAGACGCCGCGCAUCAAGGCCGAGCUCACGUCCUCGGCGCCGGCCUGCUACGCGCUGGCCAUCAGCCCCGACGCCAAGGUCUGCUUCUCCUGCUGCUCGGACGGAAACAUCGCCGUGUGGGAUCUCCACAACCAGACCCUCGUGAGGCAGUUCCAGGGCCACACGGACGGAGCCAGCUGCAUCGACAUCUCCCACGACGGGACCAAGCUGUGGACCGGCGGGCUGGACAACACGGUCCGCUCCUGGGACCUGAGGGAGGGCCGGCAGCUCCAGCAGCACGACUUCACCUCCCAGAUCUUCUCUCUGGGCUACUGUCCGACAGGCGAGUGGCUGGCUGUGGGGAUGGAGAGCAGCAACGUGGAAGUCCUGCACGUCUCCAAACCCGACAAGUACCAGCUGCACCUGCACGAGAGCUGCGUGCUCUCGCUCAAGUUCGCCUUCUGCGGUAAAUGGUUUGUGAGCACAGGGAAGGACAAUCUGCUGAACGCAUGGAGGACUCCUUACGGCGCCAGCAUAUUCCAGUCGAAGGAGUCGUCCUCCGUCCUGAGCUGCGACAUCUCCGCCGAUGACAAAUACAUCGUGACGGGCUCCGGGGACAAGAAGGCCACCGUGUACGAGGUCAUCUACUAGAGACGACGCCCACAUCGACUCCACAUUUGACAAAUCGGAACUGGCGGCGAUGGAGGAGCUGUUGGCCGAGGGAGCUCGUGCCGGAGAGAAGGUUUUCUCUCCUUGUUUUGGAAUUUUUGUUAAUUGGUUUUUUUUGGCGACUUUCUUCUAUUUUGUUCCUGGCUUUUUUUCCCCGACUUUCUUUCCCCGUGAUAAUAUUUGGGCGUAAACCCAAUGAAGCGGUGCUUCAUUUCUGAGAACCUCGUCCCCCUUUCUCUCCCUCCCUCCCCCCAAGACGUCUUGUGAAAAGUGUACAUAUCGGAUUAAAUAAAAGACACUUUAUAUAUAUUAUAAAAUAUAUAUAUUUUCAUGUCCUGGGUGUACUUGUGAUGAAUUUUUGUUUUUGUUUUUUGGGCUUACUCUUGUCUUAUGCCAUGAUAUUUGAGUGGGAAAGCGGAAAACAUAGAUUAGAACUUUUUAACAAUUUUACUCUUGAUUUUUCUUAAAGCACAUUCUCCGGGCUGACCCUUUUUUUUUUUCAGAAAUCAAACCGAGGAGCAUGAAAACUUGUAAGUAGGACGUUUUGUGGAAGAUUUUUAAAAAGGCCUUUUUGUCACAGUGCUCUUACCGGACAAUGGACACGCGGCGUCCUCUGACUCCGGCAGAGACUCGGCUGGUUGGGACCACUGUGGGACGGAGCAGGACACGAGGAUUCAGGAAAAAGAAAUGGAUGUAAAUUUAAUUCCUAUAUAUAUAACAAAAGACCUUUUUUUUGUAAGUGUACUGCUCUGUCUGUGCUAUCUGUCUCCCUGUUUGUUUUGACCCUGUUGGAUUAUGGGGGAUGGGGAUGUUUAUUGUUUAGCCUAACCCUUGGACCUCAGUUGGCAGCAGAAGCACGAGAGCAGCCGCAGACUGGAUGAAAAUGUGCUUUUUGCUAACUUGACGCAAUAUGGAUGUCGAGUUGCGACAUUGAUUUUAUGGAUCCAGACUAAAACUCAAACGGUUCAAUCCGCGCUACUGGAAUCCUUCCGCCCUUUUGAAUCUGAUCCACGCUCCUGGAAUGAGAUUGGCUGGCGGAGAAACGUAAACGCUGAUGCGGACGGAGGGCACGGCACUUAAAAUGUAAACGCAAACGAAUAAGUCGAGUGUCUCCAAUGUAGACGGUAUGAAGCGGUGGAUACUUCUGGUUGUACACCGUGCUCCGAGGAUCCCGUCAGCAGUCCCCACUGAAAGAAAGGAAGAAAGAAACUAAUCUAAAGGGGCGAUGAGCGCCGGCCCUCUGAAUCACACCAAAGUAUGUAGCAAAUGCUGUCGGCACUGAAAAGAAAAUGUACAGUUGUUAAUAAAUCAAUAAAACAGUU
Messenger RNA from Pseudoliparis swirei, 4365 nucleotides. It is a transcript of the gene tle3b, whose product is annotated as TLE family member 3, transcriptional corepressor b. The transcript has 22 exons. Gene Ontology annotation, molecular function: protein binding; transcription corepressor activity. Gene Ontology annotation, cellular component: nucleus; transcription regulator complex. The coding region runs from base 662 to 3025 and encodes 787 amino acids. Gene Ontology annotation, biological process: regulation of DNA-templated transcription; negative regulation of canonical Wnt signaling pathway. The record is from RefSeq and is a predicted model, not a curated record. Lineage: Eukaryota; Metazoa; Chordata; Actinopteri; Perciformes; Liparidae.